Molecule: messenger RNA, 2852 nt
Organism: Momordica charantia (bitter melon)
Lineage: Eukaryota; Viridiplantae; Streptophyta; Magnoliopsida; Cucurbitales; Cucurbitaceae
Source: RefSeq, a predicted model, not a curated record
UCUGUCAGAUUCCGGAAAUUGGCGUCUGGGGUUGUUCCUGCUUUGGAUCUUCCUGAUUGUUGUGGGGAUUAUUGCAGGAGAAUGUGAUUUUGUUUUAAUUUCAUAUAGUUAUUUUGUUUUUUGCUUUUUUUUUUGUUUGUUCGAGAUGGUGGCUGCAGAGUGAAGUAAAUGCAGCAACAUUUAUUUUACUUAUUUGUUUGUUAUUAGACUCGUUUCUUUAUUCAAGCUGGGACAGUGAGCUUUGUAAGUAAAGUUCAUUACUAGCCGCACCUUGGUGUCAAAAACAAUGUCCCUUUAUGUUUUGAAGCUUCUCAAAUGAUGAAGUCAUUUGACAUUUUGUAACCGAAUAUAUUCUCUUCAGACUUUGUGUUUAUUACUGAGUUCUGUUUUGGUUUUUUGUAGUCCAUGCAUUCACUUUUACUAUCUGCUCUACCGGGAAUAUAAGUUAAUUGAUGAUAUAAAAACAGAGGAAAACAACCAAAGGAAAAAAAGAAAAGAAGAAGCUAUAUAUUUCUUUGCAUUUAUUUGUCUUUUCUGUUAGCCCUUUCCUGGAAAUAACGUGAAGACUGUAAAAGUAGUGUUGUAUGCAUCUCUGUUAUCUGGAGUUACGUCUUGGUGGAUUUUUGCCGAGCUAGAUUCUUAUAUCUUUUAAUUUUAUGGCCAAUUUGCAGCCAGCAAAGCCUGGGGUUGCAGCUGAGCCGAAGCGUAGUAAGGUUGAAAUUUUCAAAGAACAUAGUAACUAUAUAAGAUAUCCUCUUAAUGAGGAGUUGUUGACAGAUGCCCCUAACAUAAAUGAGGCUGCCACACAAUUGAUCAAAUUCCAUGGGAGCUAUCAGCAGUACAACAGAGAAGAUCGAGGACAGAGGUCUUAUUCAUUCAUGCUUCGUACCAAGAAUCCUUGUGGGAAAGUGUCAAACAAGCUGUACUUGACAAUGGAUGAUCUUGCUGAUCAAUUUGGAAUUGGAACGCUUCGCUUAACCACCAGACAGACAUUUCAACUACAUGGAGUUCUCAAGAAGGAUAUGAAGACUGUUAUGAGCACCAUUAUUAGAAGCAUGGGUUCUACUCUUGGUGCUUGUGGUGAUCUGAACAGAAAUGUUCUUGCUCCAGCUGCUCCACUUGUGAGAAAAGAUUACCUUUUUGCACAGGAAACUGCCGAAAACAUUGCUGCUCUGUUAACUCCUCAAUCGGGAUUUUAUUAUGAUAUGUGGGUAGAUGGGGAAAGAAUCAUGUCAGCAGAACCUCCAGAAGUGGUGGAAGCCCGUAACGACAAUUCUCAUGGAACAAAUUUUCCGGAUUCACCUGAGCCUAUUUAUGGAACUCAAUUCCUCCCAAGAAAAUUUAAAAUUGCAGUGACCGUGCCAACAGACAACUCUGUGGACAUUCUCACAAAUGAUGUUGGUGUUGUUGUCAUUUCUAAUGCUGAGGGGGAGCCUCAAGGAUUCAACAUAUAUGUAGGAGGAGGCAUGGGAAGAACACAUAGAGUUGAGACCACUUUUCCUCGUUUAGGAGAGCCAUUAGGAUAUGUUCCGAAGGAGGAUAUUUUAUAUGCAGUUAAAGCUAUUGUUGUGGCACAACGUGAAAACGGAAGAAGAGAUGAUCGCAAAUAUAGUAGACUAAAAUAUUUGAUUAGCUCCUGGGGGAUUGAAAAAUUUAGGAGUGUUGUUGAGAAAUACUAUGGGAAGAAAUUUGAACCCUUCCGGGAAUUACCAGAGUGGAAGUUUGAAAGUUACUUGGGGUGGCAUGAGCAGGGUGAUGGUAGCUUAUAUUGUGGGCUACAUGUUGAUAGUGGUCGUAUUGCCGGGAAAAUGAAGAAGACAUUGAGAGAGGUGAUAGAGAAAUAUAAUUUGGAUGUUCGGAUCACCCCAAAUCAAAACAUCAUCUUGACCAACAUUCGCAAUGCAUGGAAGCGUCCCAUUACCACAGUUCUUGCACAAAGUGGUUUGCUGCACCCAAGGUAUGUAGAUCCCCUGAACAUAACUGCGAUGGCAUGUCCAGCUAUGCCACUUUGCCCUCUGGCGAUAACAGAAGCUGAGAGAGGAAUUCCAGAUAUCCUUAAGCGAGUUCGAGCACUGAUCACUAUGUUUGUCCUGUUAUCUUAUCAGGUUGGUCUCAAAUACAGUGAAUCUGUUGUUAUAAGGAUAACUGGGUGCCCCAAUGGUUGUGCUAGGCCUUAUAUGGCUGAGCUUGGAUUUGUAGGUGACGGUCCUAAUAGCUACCAGAUAUGGCUUGGAGGAAGACCCAAUCAAACAUCAUUAGCAAGGACUUUUAUGGAUAAGGUUAAGAUCCACGACCUUGAAAAGGUCUUGGAACCUUUAUUUUACCAUUGGAAGCGCAAACGACAGUCUAAAGAAUCAUUUGGAGACUUCACAAACCGCCUGGGAUUUGAGAAGCUCAAAGAGCUGGUUGAAAAAUGGGAUGGUCCUGUAAUUGCACCAGCACGUUACAACCUGAAGCUUUUUGCUGAUAAGGACACGUACGAGGCCAUGGACGACCUUGCAAAGCUUCAGAAUAAGAAUGCUCAUCAAUUAGCAAUGGAAGUCAUCCGUAACUACGUGGCUGCCCAACAAAAUGGGAGGAACGAAUGAUUUGGGUGAGAGAAGUUUAAAUUUUGUCGCCUUAGAAGCUGAUGUUGAAAGGGCGAAUGAGUGUAAUAGUCUCGUUCUCUCUUCAAGCUCGUUACUGUUUUGUAACAGCUGGGAUGAACGGAUGCUGCUGGAUUUGGUAUAAUUUUGUACCCAAGUUGUUUGUUUGUCAGAAUGAGCUUUGUAUUUACAGUUUUUUUUGGAGAUUUGUAUCUUAUUUUAAGGUUGCUUUUAAUAAAAUUCUCCUCUCCAGCUUUUCUUGUGAUC